AUGACGUGCCAGGCAGCUGAGAGAGACCUGUCGCCCCACGGUCUCUCGGUGAAGACCACAUUAGAGGAGGAAAUUGGGAGAGCGGAGAGUAUCCUUAGCAGGGUGCCCUCAGUGUGUGAUGACACAUCGUCUGAACUCCAACGAGUCGCUGCCCUCGAUCCUCAAGGGGACAAUUCAAGAAAUUCCUCUCAAAGGAGGGGGGCGAUCUCAAGACUGGUGAAUCUGGUGGUGACUCUGAGAGAAUGGGCACACAGGAGCUUGCUAGAGGCUGAUGAACGGCCGGACUCUUUCCUGGAGCGCUUUCGUGGACCUGAGCUGAGAAUUGCCCCCAGUCGCAUCAGCAAUACACAACCGGAUGCCAAUGGCAACAAUGCCAAGGGGAUCUUUAAGGGAAAAUGGGAACUGUUCGUGGUGUCCCCAUCAGAUGAUGCGUACUACCGUUGGCUAUUUGUUAUUGCCAUAGCUGUGCUCUACAACUGGAUCCUUGUUGUGGCAAGGGCAUGCUUUGACAAGCUACAGGUGGGAAAUUACAUCUGCUGGCUGGUGUUGGAUUAUCUUUCUGACCUUGUGUACAUAAUGGACACUUGUGUCAGACUUCGCACAGGGUUCCUGGAGCAAGGUUUGUUGGUGAAAGAUCAUGCCAAACUGAGAGACAGCUAUAUCCGUACAUUCCAAUUCAAGUUGGAUGUGGUGUCCAUCCUCCCAACAGAUUUGGCUUACAUCACCACAGGCAUACACAUGCCACAGCUCAGGUUCAACCGUCUGCUACGCUUCCCACGCAUGUUUGAGUUCUUUGACCGCACCGAGACACGCACCAACUACCCCAACAUCUUUCGCAUCUGCAAUUUGGUGCUCUACAUCCUGGUCAUCAUUCACUGGAAUGCUUGCAUCUACUUUGCUAUCUCAAAGUCUUUGGGGUUUGGCUCGGAUACCUGGGUGUACCCAAACAUCUCCAAUCCUGAGUACAGCUCCUUAACCCGUGGCUACGUCUACUGUCUGUACUGGUCGACCCUAACUCUUACCACCAUAGGAGAGAUGCCUGCACCGGUGCGGGAUGAGGAAUACCUGUUUGUGGUCUUUGAUUUCCUUGUUGGGGUGCUGAUCUUUGCCACUAUUGUGGGGAACGUGGGCUCAAUGAUUGCCAACAUGAAUGCGACACGUGCGGAGUUUCAGGCCCGCAUUGAUGCCGUAAAACACUACAUGCACUUCCGUAGAGUCAGCAGAGAGCUGGAGGCCCGAGUCAUUAAGUGGUUUGAUUACCUCUGGACUAACAAGAAAGCAGUGGAUGAACAGGAGGUGCUCAAGAAUUUGCCCAACAAACUACGGGCCGAGAUCGCCAUCAAUGUACACCUGGAGACCCUGAAAAAAGUUCGCAUCUUUCAAGACUGUGAGGCGGGACUGUUGGUGGAGUUGGUGCUUAAACUCCGCCCACAGGUCUACAGUCCAGGAGACUAUAUCUGCCGUAAAGGUGACAUAGGAAAGGAAAUGUACAUCAUUAAAGAGGGAAAGCUGGCUGUGGUGGCUGAUGAUGGGGUUACACAAUAUGCCCUCCUCACAGCCGGCAGCUGCUUCGGGGAAAUCAGCAUUCUGAAUAUAAAAGGUAGCAAAAUGGGGAAUCGUCGCACAGCCAACAUCCGUAGCCUUGGUUACUCCGAUCUCUUCUGCCUCUCUAAGGAUGACUUGAUGGAGGCAGUUACGGAGUAUCCAGAUGCUAAGAAGGUGCUUGAGGAGAGGGGCCGGGAGAUCUUGAUGAAGGAGGGUCUCCUGGACGAGAAUGCAGAAAGUGGUGGGCUAGGUAAAGAGGACACAGAGGAGAAGGUGGAGAGGUUAGAGUCCUCUCUGGACACCCUGCAGACUCGGUUUGCGCGUCUGCUCAGUGAAUUCACAGCCACUCAACAAAGGCUGAAGCAGCGUGUCACCACCCUGGAGCGGCAGCUGAAUCAUUCGUGCUGUGGUGUCUUGCCAGAUGCUGAUAUAGACACAGAUACAGAAGCGGCUGUUGAGACAGAGCCUACGCUUGUUGUCAAUGCAGAGGUCAACACAUGA
Messenger RNA from Lampris incognitus (smalleye Pacific opah), 2046 nucleotides. RefSeq names its product cyclic nucleotide gated channel subunit alpha 2b (gene cnga2b). The record is from RefSeq and is a predicted model, not a curated record. Gene Ontology annotation, cellular component: intracellular cyclic nucleotide activated cation channel complex; plasma membrane. Gene Ontology annotation, biological process: monoatomic cation transmembrane transport. Gene Ontology annotation, molecular function: intracellularly cGMP-activated cation channel activity; intracellularly cAMP-activated cation channel activity; protein-containing complex binding. NCBI's taxonomy places the organism in Eukaryota, Metazoa, Chordata, Actinopteri, Lampriformes, Lampridae. The transcript is spliced from 6 exons. The coding region runs from base 1 to 2046 and encodes 681 amino acids.